UUGCAUUCCUGUUCUGUACCCAUCUGUCAUUUUGUGACCAACUAGAAGCUUCAACGAACCCUAAUCUGCGAAUUUCCGGCGAGAAAAGCAUGGGGAAGCAGCCGGUGAAGCUGAAGGCGGUGGUCUACGCGCUAUCGCCGUUCCAGCAGAAGGUGAUGCCGGGCCUCUGGAAGGAUUUCCCCUCCAAGAUCUCCCACAAAGUCUCCGAAAAUUGGAUUAGCGCCACUCUCUUGCUCGGUCCUCUUGUCGGCACCUAUUCAUACGUGCAGUGGUAUCUGGAAAAGGAGAAGAUGGAACACAGAUACUGAAGGGGCUAUUGCCGACUAAUUUCGAGUUUUUACGAGGUAAUAAAGACAAGUUGUAUUUGGCCUGCGGUUACUGGUGCAGGUGAUGGAUCCUUAGUUAUUGGUGUUUGUUGUUCAUUUCAAAUUUAUCAUGCAGUGAUUCAAAUGCUUGGAAAUGCAUUUGCUUUUUGUCCCCUUUGCUACACUUCAAAAUAAAAGUUCUUUUUUCAUUUUA
Molecule: messenger RNA, 519 nt
Organism: Andrographis paniculata
Lineage: Eukaryota; Viridiplantae; Streptophyta; Magnoliopsida; Lamiales; Acanthaceae
Product: cytochrome b-c1 complex subunit 8
Exons: 2
Coding region: 90-308 (72 amino acids)
Biological process (GO): mitochondrial electron transport, ubiquinol to cytochrome c
Source: RefSeq, a predicted model, not a curated record